AUGGAUGGAGCUCGUCUUUCUGUGAUUAUUGUAGGCGGCGGUUUGGGCGGAUUGGCAACUGCAAUUGGCCUACAACGAGUCGGUCACCACGUCGUUAUAUUGGAAAAGGCACCUGUUCUUGGUGAUAUCGGAGCCGGAAUUCAGAUGCCACCUAAUGCUACACGUGUGUUACAGCAAUGGGGCAUACUCCCGGAGUUGGAGAAGCUUUCCAUCGCGCCAGGAAAAGGCAUGAUGCGAUCCUACCGCGAUGGUGAAAUCUUGUCAACUGUCGUAAUGGGUGACGAUCUGUGCCAGAAGUAUGGUGCUCCAUAUCUUCUUGUUCAUCGGGUUGAUCUUCACCAUUUACUCGCAGAUGCGGCCCAGCGCGAAGGCGCCAUCAUUCAGCUGGGAUCUGAGGUUACUGGUAUUACUAGCAGCGCCAAUAACGGGGCAUUUGUGCAGUUGGCGAAUAAUACAUCGCUAAGCGCUGACCUCGUGCUUGCUGCCGAUGGGGAGCGAUCGCGUUGUCGAUCACACCUGCUUGGCCAGGAGUUCCCCUGGAGAGAUAGCGGCGAUCAUGUCUUCCGCGCAAUAAUACCGAUACAGGCUUUGCAUCAGAAUGACCAGCUGGGCCAACUAACCGAAGGGCUUAACUGGUGGAUUGGACCGCAGGGAAAUGCCUUGACAUAUAGCCUGAAGCGGGACAAUUUGUUCAAUAUAGUCCUCACGCAAGCCCAUGCACCUGAUGCCGAAGUCCAAUUUGCCCCCAAGCCUAUAGCCCAACCAGAAGUAGCAGCUGAAUUUCCGAAUUGGGACCCUUUAUUUCAUCGGCUUUUAACUCUAGCGAAUUCCUGCAGCCGUUGGACACUACUACACACCGACAUGGCGCCACGAUGGACAGCGGAGGCAGGCAAUAUAGCAUUAGUUGGAGACGCAGCGCACGCCAUGUUGCCCUAUACCGGUCAGGGUGCAGCCCUUGCCUUCGAAGAUGCGGCUACAUUAAGCAUACUUUUCGCGUCCCUGACGGACAAAUCCCAAAUACCAGAUAUGCUUACUAUUUUCGAAACGAUUCGAAAACCACGUGCGGCUGAAAUGCGGCGUCGUGUUCAAAUAGUACGGGACAUUUACUCCAUGCCUGACGGCGACCAACAACAUGAGCGUGACCGACAGCUACGCGAGCAUGAGCCGUUUGAUGGAUAUCCAAAUAUCUUGGCGGAUCCAGUACUCCAACGUUGGAUGUUCGGCUAUAAUGCGAUAGAGCAUGCGCGAGAGGCAUUGAUCAAGUUUGGAAAGGGGGAAUUCCCGGGUACACGAGGGACCUGGAAAUCAACUACGCAUCUUUAAAUAGAAUUGUUAGAGAUUGUUGGUUGACAUCAACGGGCGUAUACUUGAGGGCCUGUUGCACAAUGCAUUGUUUAUUAUCUUUGUGUGAUUGGGUUUAGACAUUAAAGGGAUUCGAUUCGCCGGCUGCAAC
This is a messenger RNA of Aspergillus piperis CBS 112811, 1453 nucleotides long. Its product is annotated as FAD binding domain-containing protein. Lineage: Eukaryota; Fungi; Ascomycota; Eurotiomycetes; Eurotiales; Aspergillaceae. Bases 1 to 1323 code for a protein of 440 amino acids. The record is from RefSeq and is a predicted model, not a curated record. Gene Ontology annotation, molecular function: monooxygenase activity; FAD binding. Gene Ontology annotation, biological process: secondary metabolite biosynthetic process. The transcript has 4 exons.